Molecule: messenger RNA, 2399 nt
Organism: Malaya genurostris
Lineage: Eukaryota; Metazoa; Arthropoda; Insecta; Diptera; Culicidae
Product: probable 4-coumarate--CoA ligase 3
Exons: 3
Coding region: 512-2119 (535 amino acids)
Biological process (GO): fatty-acyl-CoA biosynthetic process; long-chain fatty acid metabolic process
Molecular function (GO): long-chain fatty acid-CoA ligase activity
Source: RefSeq, a predicted model, not a curated record
AUCGUGCGAUUGUACGACAGUACGAUAGUAAGAUAAAACGUUAGUAUGUCAGUCCAAGUCUUAUAGUGAUCGUUGCAAUAAAUAUAGUUAGUGUUAAAUAGUAUCCGCGAGUUUUCACUUCGUCGCGAGAAUCCGAACACUUGUCCGACAAAACCACAAACGUUAAUGUGCGCAAACAGAUGUCAUCGUUAUCGAUCUUGUCCUCCGCACAACCCUGUAAUUUAAAAUGAAGCAUUGAAAGUUUACAAAAUUCACACAAGAAAUAUUCCGAAGAAUAAAUCUCCAAUCGUCAUCAUACGAGAUAAAUACCUGAUAUGCGCAUAACCGGGCAAUGAUAAGCUGGGAGAGUGCUUCGUACUAUCCGUUUGCGAGCAGUAUAAUUUCACAAUCACUAGUCCCUUGUAAUCAGCCUCAUACGAACCAUUCCAGCUGACAUCGUAAGAUAAGAUGUCCAUAUAAAAUAAUCAACUCAGACAAUCAUUCGCUAGUUGAAAUUUCGAUAGUCACGAAAAUGCUCUCAACGUUCAAUUCGGAAACAAAAGUAUGGAGCGGUCUUCAGCAGCCUCCAAUCUACAACCCGAAGGCAAGCUUCGGUCAAGUUUUGUUUACUGUACUGCGUCGCAAUCCAGAAAAGGUAAUCCAGAUUGACGGAGAUACUGGACGUACAAUGACCUGUAAGGAAACCCUACUGAGAGCAAUCCGAGCAGUUCAAAAUCUGAUGUCACAAGGAUAUAAAAAGGGAGACGUAGUGGCAAUGGCAUGCGCCAACAGUGAAAAUAUUGCACCGAUGUUUGUAGCACUGGUGACCAUUGGGAUGCCGUUGAAUGCACUUGCGCCGAAUUACUGCCUAGAUGAUAUGGCACACAUGUUGGGAAUCACGCAACCAUCGUUGGUGUUUUGCGAUGUCGACAAUUAUGAGACGGUCAAGAAAGCAGUUAAUCUAUCCGUUCAUCAAAAACCGGAAAUAUUUGUGUUUGAGAGUAACUCUGUUGACAUGAAAAACGCUGACGACUUUUUCAAGGAAACCGGAAAGGAAAAUACGUUUUUCCCACCGUAUCUAGGAGAUUCUCGAGCUCUAGUUGGUGUGAUUCUGUGCUCGUCGGGGACAACAGGAUUAGCCAAAGGAGUAACUAUAUCUCAUGCCCAUCUGAUUGCAGCUUAUGGAAAUGGCAUUUCGUUGGGUAGUUUCGAACUUAUUUUCAACUUUAGUCCCAUACAGUGGGCUACAGGUUUGUAUUUUCUGCUGCAGUCUCUAGUAAACGGUGACACAAGGUUAAUCACCAGGAAGUCGUUUAGUGAGGAGGUCUUCUACGAUUUGCUGGAGAAAUAUCCUAUCCAGUUUUUGCUUACUCCACCGUCUUACGCUAAUCUAAUACUGCGUCAUUCUCGAGCAAAAACUGCGGACUGGUCGAAUAUAGCUGUUUGGGGAUUCGGUGGAUCAAUUAUCCCGGAGAAACUUCGUAACGAAAUUGAUCGACUCCUACCUAAUAGGCGGACUUGUACCGGAUUGGGAAAUUCGGAAAUUGGAGGUAUUACUACGGAUUUAUUCAGGCGUAAACCAAAUUCCGCUGGACAAUUGUUACCAAAUGUGAGCGCCAAAAUCAUUGAUGACGAUGGAAACGUCUUAUCCAAUGGACAGCAAGGAGAGCUUUUGUUAAAAUUCUGUGAACGUUGCCUUGGCUACUAUAACAACCCGGAAGCCACAAGCGCAGCUAUCGAUGCGCAAGGAUGGCUAUCUACAGGUGAUAUUGGAUACUUCGACGAGGAAGGAUGUCUAUUUUUGACGGAUCGCAAAAAGGAUAUGUUCAAAUGUAUGAGCAUUCACAUUUUCCCCGCAGAUCUGGAAGCAGUUGUACACCGAAUCGAUGGUGUUGAGCAAGUGUGUGUCGUUGGAUUACCGGACGCAGCGGGAACUUCCGAACUGCCUGCGGCCGUUAUUGUUAAGGCAAAAGAUAGUACACUCACGGAAGAAGACAUACUUAAAACAGUUAACGAUCAAGUUGUAGAUUAUAAGAAACUUCGAGGAGGAGUAUUUUUCCUGCCACAGCUUCCAGUAUCAAUUACGGGUAAAGUUUUGAGGAAAAAGGUAAAAGAAAUUGUUUUGAGCAUGAUUAAUUAAAUUUCGACGAUGGAAAGUAUAUUUUUUCUAAGUUCUACUUUUGAAAAACAAAAUAGUGUAAUGUGUAUAAGAGCCGAUUAAGAAAUGGAAUCAGAGCACCUUGGGUUCAUAAUUCGACAUUGACUACGAAUGAAGUUACAAUUUUAGCUAUACAGUUAAGAACGAAUGAACGUAGACAGUUGUGGUUGAUUAAAGCAGUCCUUCGCUAAAUUAUCUAUGGUGUGCUACAAAUUUACAUUGAGUAAUAGUCAACAGUAUAUUAAAAUAUUUUAAGUCACAA